Tetrapisispora phaffii CBS 4417 is the source of this 282-nucleotide messenger RNA. Its product is annotated as non-histone chromosomal protein 6. The record is from RefSeq and is a predicted model, not a curated record. The transcript has a single exon. Lineage: Eukaryota; Fungi; Ascomycota; Saccharomycetes; Saccharomycetales; Saccharomycetaceae. The coding region runs from base 1 to 282 and encodes 93 amino acids.
AUGGCUGGUCCAAGAGAAAUUAAGAAGAGAACCCAUAGAAGAAAGAAGGAUCCAAAUGCUCCAAAGAGAGCCAUGUCUGCCUACAUGUUCUUCGCUAACGAAACUAGAGAUAUCGUUAGAGCUGAAAACCCAGAUGUUUCCUUUGGUCAAAUUGGUAGAUUAUUAGGUGAAAAAUGGAGAGCUUUAACUGAUGAGGAUAAGGGUCCUUUUGAAGCAAAAGCUCAAGCUGAUAAGAAGAGAUACGAAUCGGAAAAAGAGCUAUACAACGCUACCAAGGCGUAA